Messenger RNA from Episyrphus balteatus (marmalade hoverfly), 6071 nucleotides. RefSeq lists its product as uncharacterized. The transcript has a single exon. Bases 418 to 2118 code for a protein of 566 amino acids. The record is from RefSeq and is a predicted model, not a curated record. Lineage: Eukaryota; Metazoa; Arthropoda; Insecta; Diptera; Syrphidae.
AACUUUUAGCUUAACAAUAUCUUAAAAGAAGUAAAUUCUUACUGUGUAAGCCUUCAAUAAAAUAAAAAAAAAAUAUACCUAUAUAAGUGUAAAAAAUUGAUGCAGUGAAAAAAAAAUAGGUGUAACACAAAUUAAUAAAAAACAAAGAAGGAUCUAAAGCCCCAACGUGAUCGAAAAACUGAAGGAAGAGCAACUUUACGAGGCAGUUACUAUCAGAGUCGAAAGCCCCAACGUGUACAACAAAUGAAGAAAUUUGCACCUUAUAAUAUACCACCAGCGUUAAAUUUUAAUAAAAAGGAAGGAGAAACUACAGAAUAAACAGAACCAGCAGCAGCAUCGAAUCAACAAAUAGAAGAACAAGAAGAAAAAAUAAAUGAAGCAAGUGAAGCAGAAUUGAAAUUAGAAUACCAGGUAAAGAUGGCUUCAAUAAAUAUUGAUCUUUUAAAAUUAUUAAAAAAAUUACCAAAUUUCAAUGGUAAACCAUGUAGUUUAAUAAUAUUUAUAAACAAAUCAGAAUUUAUUAUAAACGCAAGGAGUUUAUAUAACGAUGCAGUAAAAGAAUUUAUAGUUAGUGAAAUUAAGUCCAAAAUAACAGAUUUCGCUUUAGAUGUAGUUUCACGGAGUGGUGACCCAAACGAUUGGCAGGAAGUUAAAAAGAUAUUAGUUAGGAAUUCCGGUGAAAAAGAAUCGUUUUUAAAAUUAAAAGAGCAAGUCGAUAAAGUAUAUUCAAGAAAUAUUACACAACUUUAUAAUUCAUAUUCAGACAUUCUCUGCAGGCUUAAUAAUAAAUAUUAUCUUUUGGAAUUGGAUUGGAAUUGGAAUGGUAAGUUUUGGAGAAGAAACCUUAAAAAUUCCAAUCCACUAGUUCCAAAGUUGUAUGGGCUUCCGAAAAUACACAAGCCCGGGGAAAAAAUGAGACCUAUAGUUUCCAACAUUAAUUCACCAACACAAAAAUUAUCUAGAUGGGUCCAUAACGAAUUAACUAAAAUUGGCUGCAUAGAAGGAUUUAGAGUUAAUAAUAGAGAAGAGUUGAUAGAGCGUACUAAGAACUUACGUUUAAAUGAGGGUGAGAUUCUAGUCUCCUUUGAUGUCACUGCUCUGUUUCCCAGUGUUCCUAUACCAGAAACUAUUAUUAUCUUGAGGGAAUGGCUAACUGCUAAAAAUGUUCCCGCGUUUAAAGUUGACAUGUUGGUUGAAAUGACCGAGAUUUGUAUGAAUCAAAAUAUAUUUAUUUUCAAUGGUGAAUUCUUUAAACAAGAUGAAGGAACAGCUAUGGGAAAUAAUCUUUCUCCAUUCAUCGCUGAUCCUUUGCUUUGGCAUUUUGAAGAGAAGAUAAAAAAUUCAAGGGAUUUUCCUCGCGUUUGGCUACGAUAUGUGGACGAUAUUUUUGCUGAUUCUACACUUGAACAAUACCCAAGAACUUUGAAUAUUAUAAACUCGCAAUUCGGUUCGGUUAAAUUCACAGUUGAAGUGGAAAUCGAAAGAAAAUUACCUUUCCUUGAUCUUUGGCUUGAACGAUCUUCAAAUAAUUCGAUAAAAUUUAACAUCUAUCGAAAACCUACACAGACUAAAAGGUACAUAACAAGUGAUUCAUUUCAUUGCUUCUCACACAAAUAUGCUGCAAUGAAUGCAAUGAUACAUAGAAUGUUAAAUACUCCAUUGAAUGAAGAAGAUUAUAAUGUAGAGUUCAAUUACAUUAUGGAUUGUGCGAAAGUUAAUGGGUUAAAUGAAAAAAUUAUACAAAACACAACAAGAAAGAAAAUACAACAACAAUUUAAAGAACAAAAUACAACUCUAUUAAGUGAACAGCUGGCAUCUGAGCUUUCCGUUGAAAAAUGGGCAAAAAUGAUAUACUAUCCCACUAUCACUAACAAAACAUCUAGUGUUCUACGCAACAACAAAAUAAAAUUAGCUUACAAGUCUAGUCGAACAAUUAAAAAUAUGCUUGAAAGCACAAAACAAAAAACGGACCCACUUGAUAAAUCCUGUAUAUAUAAGCUAGAAUGCAGCGGAUGUAAUGCAGUUUAUAUAGGACAAACCUCUCGCUCUAUCAAAAAGAGGUUUAGAAACCAUCAACUAGAUAUCCAAAACAAAACUGAAAAAAACAGCUUUCGCUAAGCACGUACACCAAGAGAACAAUGCAAUGGGGAGAGGAAGAAGAAACCAAAAACCACACGGAGUGAUGACCGAUAACAUAAAAUUAUUGAAAGAAGUACAGGGCUUUAGGCAAUUAAAUGUUUGGGAGUCGAUCUACACAAAGAAACUACAUAACGUAGCGCUGAACGACAACUGUGCCUUUGCUGACUCAUCAUUAUUGAAAAUUUGCAAAUAAUCCAGCUGUUUUUUGUUUUCAUUAUUUAUGUAGCUUUCUUUUGCUUUGAAAUUAUGUAAUGUUAAAAGCUUUUUUAUAUAAUUUUGUUUGUUCUUUUUAAAGCUUGAAAUUGUAAAAGCUUUUGUUUAAAAUUAAAUCAAAGUCGAUUGUGAUACGAGGAUGGCUGUUUAGCCGAAACGCGACAUCAAUAAAAAAAAAAUUAAAAUUAAACAAGACUAUAAGACGUUUUAUUGACUAUGUAUCAAUUUAUUAACAGUCUUGUUGGCCGAACUUCUUUAAUUUAGUAAUAAAAAUUACAAAACUAAUAAUUUCAACCCAAAUUAUAAAAAUUAUAAAAAUGAACCCAAUCAAAAGAAUAAUGGUCAGAAAUAUUAUAGAAAUAAUAAUCAAAAUGGACAAAAUUAUAAGCAACCAAAUAGAAGUGGAAAUUUUUCCAAUCAAUAUCAAAUUGAAAUCCUUUUACAAAGGAAUAUUCCAGAACCAAUGGAAGAAGACUAUUUAAGUCAAAAUACUUCAAAUUUUCAAAUACAUGCCUCAGCAGACCAUUACCCUGCAGCAAAAAAUAGCAGCAACGUCUGUUUUAAAAGAAAACAUAUUCCCAAGUAAUUAUGAAACAAGCUUAAUCAAACCAGUAACCCUAAAAACAUUAUACAGGGUGUCCGGUAGAAAAUGGAUAAGCCUAAAUUGGCUGAUAGGUGCACUUUUGACUGUUCUGAAACCGAAUAGAAAAAGUUUCUAUCGCAACCAGUUUAGAAAAUAUUACCUUUUUUUCGUUCAGUGUACUUUAAAUUUCAUCAUCUUACGUUUUCUUUAACCACAACCACGAAUGAAUGAAUUUUAUAAAUUUCUUAUUUUUAUAAUUUUCUACAAUAAUUGGCUCACUACAUAAGAAGUUAAAAGUUUUUAAAACUGUUGCAUCUUUUCUUUAAAAAAAAAUUGAAAUUAGUUUUUUGAUGCAAAAUGUAAAAAAAAAUAUUUUAUGAAAAUUUUCAAACCCCUGUGGUAUAAAAAAGAUCCAUAGGAACGUAGGUGGCCAACUUUUUUAAAAAUAUGCGCGUCCAAAGGGAAUUGCAGAAUGGUAAAAGUUUUUAUCAAAUCUAGAGUUACUAGCAAGUUAUUGGUACCAAAGUGCAAAAAAGCCUAUUAAUUUAAUAAAUUAUUUCAACUGUAAAAUCUUAAGUUUUUCACAUUGCUGCCUCAAAUGCAUGGAUUCCAUCAGUUUUUUUAAUCAGUCAUAUCUUAUAAUAAUUCUUCUUAGACAUAACUAUUAAAAAAGCGUUAUAACCGUUGAACAAUGGCUAUGAAAAAAAUAAUUUAACUUUUUUUUAAUGCAAAGUAGAAAAAAAAAUAUUUGUUUGCUCAGUUUAAGCAUGGGCAUAUAAUUGUGCAUCGGGACAGCUUGUUGUGAGUUUUGACUUUUUAAUGAUCUCGUUUUAAAGAAAAAUUGAGAUUUUCGGUCCCGUUGGCCCAAUGCAACCUCAUCGAAAAUGUUGCAAUGUUUUCGAAUUUUCGUUCAAUUCCCAAAUUUAUUGGGCUACGAAAAACAUCCAAUAUUUGUUAGAUGCAAUUUAAUUUACAGUUAAUACUGUGAGCCACUUGUUAUUUUAUCUUUUAAACUGGUUAUUAGCGAAUUAGCAAACAAAUAUUUUUUUUUUUCUACUUUGCAUUAAAAAAAAAGUUAAAUUAUUUUUUUAUAGUCAUUGUUCAACGGUUAUAACACUUUUUUUAGUAGUUAUGUGUAAGAAGAAUUAUUGUAAAAUAUGACUGAUUAAAAAAACUGAUGGAAUCCAUGCAUUUGUGGCAGCAAUGUGAAAAACUUAAGAUUUUACAGUGAAAAUAAUUUAUUAAAUUAAUAGGCUUUUUUUGCACUUUGGUACCAAUAACUUGCUAGUAACUCCAGAUUUGAUAAAAACUUUUACCAUUCUGCAAUCCCCUUUGGAAGCGCAUAUUUUUAAAAAAGUUGGCCACCUACUAUCCUAUGGAUUUUUUUUAUACCACAGGUGUUUGAAAAUUUUCAUAAAAUAUUUGUUUUUACAUUUUGCAUCGAAAAACUAACUUCAAAAUUUUUUUAAAGAAAAGAUGCAACAGUUUUAAAAACUUUUAACUUCUUAUGUAGUGAGCCAAUUAUUGUAGAAAAUUAUAAAAAUAAGAAAUUUAUAAAAUUCAUUCAUUCGUGGUUGUGGUUAAAGAAAACGUAAGAUGAUGAAAUUUAAAGUACACUGAACGAAAAAAAAGUAAUAUUUUCUAAACUGGUUGCGAAAUAAACUUUUUCUAUUCGGUUUCAGAACAGUCAAAAGUGCACCUAUCAGCCAUUUUAGGCUUAUCCAUUUUCUACCGGACACCCUGUAUAAAUUAUAUAAUUUAAUAAAAACAAAAAUAAUUUUACCAUUACCAAGUGAAUUCAACAAAAGUGAAUCAACAAUGGAGUUUUUAAUUGCUCCAAUUACAAAUAGUUCAUUCGACGGAAUCUUAGGAAAUGAUAUCCUUAUUCCAUUACAAGCCGAAUUAUCAUAUUAUACACAUACAUUGAAAACAAAUAAUAUAGAAAUUCCAUUACUAUCAAAACCCAAGGAUGAUUAUCCUUUAGAAAAUUAUAUUCUAGGGUUAUCAAGUACUCAAAUAAACUUAUGUAAUUUUGGCUUUGAUUCAAAACAUUUAAUUGAUAAAUUGAUAGAACCUUAUAUGAAUAAAGAAGAAGAGAAAGCGUUGGUUCAAAUAAUUAAAAAUAAUAAACAAUAUUAUUUUAUAAAGAAGGAGAUAAAUUAACAAAUGUAAAAGAAGUAACUAAUAGAAUAGAAACAAAGAAUGAUAAACCAAUAUAUACACGAUUAUACAUAAAUAUACAUAGAUAUAGAUAUCCAGAAGUGUAUAAGAAUGAAGUAGAAAAGCAAAUAAUUGAAAUGCUAGAUCAAGGUAUAAUACAAAAAAGUAAUAGUCCAUAUAAUGCUCCUAUCUGGGUCGUACCCAAAAAGAUAGACAACUCAGGACUCACUAAAUGGCGUAUUGUCAUAGAUUAUAGAAAACUUAACGAAUUAACCGUGGAAGACAAGUUUCCUAUUCCGAAUAUUGAUGAUACGAGUAUAUUUAGUAAAUUGGGAAGAGCCCAAUAUUUUACCACAUUAGAUUUAGCGAAAGGUUUCCACCAGAUAUUGGUGAACCCCAAAGAUAGGUAUAAAACAGCGUUUUCAACAGCUAAAGGUCAUUACAACGAAUUAACAACGAAUGAUAAAUCACGUCUUAGAGGACUCAUAGGAAAAAUAUGUGUCGUCUAUUUAGAUGACAUCCUUAUUUUAAGCACAUCACUAGAUAGUCCGGUCAAUUUAGACAUCCGAGGUUACAUUAAUUCCCAGCAAGCUGAAAUUUGGUAGGAUUGUUGGAAACACCAUCAUAAAUUAAAUCUAAAAAGUCCUCAUCGAUCCGAGAACUGGAAAAAAAUUUACUUGGGGUCAAAGGUCACAAAAACUGGUUUUUUCACGAUUUUCAGCAAAAUGGUAAGUCAUAUCAAAAAAUUUUCAAUGCAAGAAUUGUAGACCAGAUUAUUAUAUAUAAAAAGUGUCAUGACACUUUUUUGCCUAAGACCCACCGUUUCUUAGGUAUAACGAUUCAAAAAGUUGAAGUUGAGUUGUAAUUGUCAUAAUCAGGCCUAUUCUGAAAAAAGAACUCCCAACUGAAAAGUUCUUGAAAUUUCAUUAUUUUUUUAAGCUUGAAUUUCUUUGUUCGAUGGUUAAGAAUAUGGGGA